Molecule: messenger RNA, 273 nt
Organism: Trichechus manatus latirostris (Florida manatee)
Lineage: Eukaryota; Metazoa; Chordata; Mammalia; Sirenia; Trichechidae
Gene: PRM3
Product: protamine 3
Exons: 1
Coding region: 1-273 (90 amino acids)
Biological process (GO): flagellated sperm motility
Cellular component (GO): cytoplasm
Source: RefSeq, a predicted model, not a curated record
AUGGGUUCACACUGUGCCAAGCUCAGCACGGGCCACAGCCGGGGCCACGAAUCCUCCAUGAAGAAGCUCGUGGCCUGCGUGAGUCAGGACAACUUCUCCCUAUCAUCGGAGUGCGAGGAAGAGGAGGAAGAGGAGGAGGAGGAAGAGGAGGAGGAGGAAGAGAUCCCGGUGCAGGGCAAGCUGCUGCUGAUGGAGCCCGAGCGGCAGGAGGAGGAGCCCCAAGAGAGGCCCAUGGCCCAGCAGAGCGCCAAGCCCAAGCCAGCGCAUUCCUGA